Molecule: messenger RNA, 678 nt
Organism: Diatraea saccharalis (sugarcane borer)
Lineage: Eukaryota; Metazoa; Arthropoda; Insecta; Lepidoptera; Crambidae
Source: the annotation of a GenBank genome assembly
AUGUACCAAGUGACAAAGGUAUGUUGCUUUGUGGCAUUAGCUGUAUGUGUAUCAGGAUCAGCAAUACCUGUAGUUAACUACGCCCCUAUCAACGUCAUCGACAAGAUCCCUAACCCUAGUUACGCAUUUAACUACGCCGUAAACGACCCGUCGACUGGAGAUAACAAAGCCCAGUGGGAGACGAGGGACGGAGACUUGGUAAAAGGAGAGUACUCGCUGGUAGAGCCCGAUGGCAACGUAAGAGUGGUUGAAUACACAGCCGACCCUCUGAGAGGAUUCAACGCAGUGGUGAAGAAGACCGGACCGAAUAUCCACUCCGUGGCACCAGUGGCCAUCGCUCCAGUUGCCCCGAUCGCACCGGUUGCCCAUAUUGCCCCAAUCGUCGAGCCCGCACCGAUAACGGAGAUAGUGCAUGACGUUGGACCUGCUGUCCCGAUUGCACCUAUCGCUCCGAUUGCCCCAAUAGUUUCAGUAGAGCACGCGCCUAUUUUAACGCCUUUAAUCGAACCAGCCCCUAUCAUUGCGCCUCUACCGUACCUCCCCCUUCCCGCACCAGGACCCCUAGUCUCCCUUACAGGAACAACAUACGGCGCCAAAGGGCACAUCGUCCGAAGAUGGACCGCCGGACCGAUCUCGUUAGACGGCAAAACGCUCACGAUUAGAACUAGAAAACAUUAG